Paracoccidioides brasiliensis Pb18 is the source of this 576-nucleotide messenger RNA. RefSeq lists its product as uncharacterized. The transcript is spliced from 3 exons. The record is from RefSeq and is a predicted model, not a curated record. Bases 1 to 576 code for a protein of 191 amino acids.
AUGAACAUGUUUCAAGCCCAGCUACAGAACCAUGCUGAUGAGUUUGUUUUUCAUGCCGACAACCUAUCCAGUGCACACGUAUAUCUCCGCCUCCGAGAAGGCGAGACAUGGGACAAUAUCCCCCAUGACUUAUUGGUGGAUUGCGCCCAGCUCACUAAAGCAAACUCGAUUGAAGGAAAUAAAAAGGACAACGUCACCAUAAUAUACACGCCGUGGUCAAACCUACAUAAAACAGCCGGCAUGGCCGUUGGCCAAGUGGGUUUCCAUAAUCCCAAGCUUACGCGCAAGGUCCAUGUUGCUGCCCGUCAAAAUCCCAUCGUCAACCGCCUGAACAAAACUCGUGUUGAGAAGUUCCCCGAUCUACGAGCGGAGAAGGAAGAAUACCUGGCAAAGAUCAGACGGGAGGAACGGAAGCUGAGAGAGGAAAAGAAGGCUGCAGAGAAGCAAGAGCGGAAAAAGAGGGAGGAGCUCAAGUGGCAGAAGGAGCAUGCUUAUGAUGACUUUUUGAAUGAGGAGAAUAUUCAGCAGAGCAGCAAUCAGGAUCGGGACCCGAACUUUUUGGACGACUUCAUGUAG